Messenger RNA from Pseudomassariella vexata, 3004 nucleotides. Its product is annotated as E1-like activating enzyme. NCBI's taxonomy places the organism in Eukaryota, Fungi, Ascomycota, Sordariomycetes, Amphisphaeriales, Pseudomassariaceae. Gene Ontology annotation, molecular function: Atg8 activating enzyme activity; Atg12 activating enzyme activity. Gene Ontology annotation, biological process: protein modification by small protein conjugation; autophagosome assembly; cellular response to nitrogen starvation. The transcript has 4 exons. The record is from RefSeq and is a predicted model, not a curated record. Bases 481 to 2571 code for a protein of 696 amino acids. Gene Ontology annotation, cellular component: cytoplasm; phagophore assembly site.
GCUAGAAUAAGGUAGAUCAGAUCCGUAAUAUCCCUCCCCCUGGUGGUAUGACACUUUCAGAUGUCUCCAAUAUCUCACCGAGCACCAUGUGAUACUGUCAAAGAGUUUGUGCUGGCAACGGCACGGCUGUCCUGCUAUUCCUCUACAUUUAUACAGACCUUAUCUUGUCCACUCUCUGUAGGUUUUGUGAUACUAGUUUCAAAGCACAAGUGGCAACCACAUUAGGCAAUCCUUCCCGCAUCCCCCGUAGUCGCAACUGUUAAAGUAGUUGCCCCACUUCGCCGUUUCCCACUUCACCCCUCCUCGACGAAGCUUAGCAAGCAUAACUCAGAGUCGUUCACAUUGCUGGAAACACCACCUUAAUCGAACACAACGGGUUGACCAAAAGAACCAAAAGAACCAAGUGUCCAAAUUCUGAGUCGCAUAACGGUCGGCGACCAAGAUCUGUCGCCUGACUUUACCGAGGAAGAUCUACGGAACAUGGCAGCCCUCAAGUUUGCGACGUUCUCUUCAGAGAUCGAACUGCCCUUCUAUUCGGCCUUGUUUGCUUCAAAGCUCGAACACGACAAGCUGAGCGACUCUGCACGACCGGUUCUUGGGGUUUAUCAGCCGCGGCCGGGCGCAGCUCCAGAUGAUAGUGUCAAGAUGCAGGUACUGGCUAACGCCCUUACCAGCCGACAGGUGCCUGCGAACGCUGUUAGAGGUGAAGGUACAAUUAGGAACAUGAACACUUUGGACGCUUUUAAGAAUGCGGACAGGAAUGAAAUGCUCCGAACUGCUGCUCGAACAAUUUGGGAGGCGAUUAAAGAUGGCACCAUCUACGAAAUCCCUUCUCUUCUCUCCCAUUUCAUCCUAUUCUCGUAUGCCGACCUCAAGAAAUACCGAAUGACCUAUUGGUUCUGUUUCGCAACAUUACAUUCUGAUCCGCAAUGGAAACGCACCGGCGAAAUCGGCCGUCUUACCGCCUCCGAGAGUACAGAUUUGGUCGACCGAGUAGGAACAUGGCGAUACAGCGUGGACGAUAGGCAGUAUGGAUUCUUCCUCGCCAAGAAGCUGCGCGGCAAAGAAGCAGAGAUGGCGAGCUCCUCGUUGGACAUGCCCAGUGAAGAAGAUACUGGCUUCAGGUGGGAUGUUGGAUCGCUCCGAGAUUUUGAAACCGGCUUCUUCGAUGGCGUGCCUGAUGAGGACAGAUACGUGGCAUUCGUAGACCCUUCAACGUACGAGGAGCAUCCUGCCUGGCCUCUAAGGAAUCUGCUCGUUCUCGUGAGACAGCGAUUUCAUCUCACCAAAGUGCAGGUUCUAUGCUACCGAGAGAUACAGGCGCGCAGACAUGAGGCGCGUAGCAUCAUCCUACCGCUUUCAAUUGACCCCGUAGACAACCUCGAAACAUCAGAGAUGCCCAAGGUUGUUGGCUGGGAACGGAACCCUGCAGGCAAGCUCUCCCCAAGAUCUGUCAGCCUAGCAGAGUCCAUGGACCCGGCGCGCAUAGCAGACCAGUCAGUGGAUCUGAACUUGAAGUUGAUGAAAUGGCGAAUCGCACCGGACCUCAAUCUUGAAGCCAUCAAGGACACGAAGUGCCUGCUCCUAGGUGCCGGUACACUUGGCAGCUACGUGUCUAGAAAUUUGAUGGGGUGGGGGGUACGCAAAAUCACAUUCGUGGAUUAUGGGGCAGUAUCCUUCUCGAACCCGGUGAGGCAGCCACUCUUCACAUACAAGGAUUGCUUGAAUGGAGGUGCGCCAAAGGCUACGCAAGCUGCGCAGGCACUUAAGGAGAUAUUUCCGGGAGUUGAGAGCGAGGGUCACGUCCUAUCAGUGCCCAUGCUCGGACACCCAGUCUCGGAUAAGACACAAGCCGAUUUCGAGAGACUCAAAGCGCUGAUUGACGACCACGACGCUAUAUUCCUCCUCAUGGACAGUCGAGAAUCAAGGUGGCUGCCCACGGUCAUGGGUAAGGCAGCAGGCAAGAUCGUCAUGAAUGCCGCACUUGGUUUCGAUACGUACGUCGUCAUGAGACAUGGAGUAGAACCCACGGAUAGCAGUGAGAAAACCCUGGGUUGCUAUUUCUGCAACGAUGUGUUCGCACCGGGCGAUUCACAGAAAGACUUGACACUUGACCAGCAAUGUACGGUCACACGGCCCGGCAUAGCUGCUAUUGCAUCUGCACUGAUUGUCGAGCUCCUAGUGAGCCUACUGCAACACCCUCUCAAAGCGCAUGCCCCAGCACCAGUGGCUACUGGCAAGUCCGGCGCAUCCUACGAGAGGGAUCCACCCGACCAUGCUCUAGGCUUAGUGCCCCAUCAAGUCCGUGGCUUCCUGGCCGAAUUCAGGAACAUCAUAAUCAAGGGUGAAUCAUACUCAUCCUGUAGUGCCUGCAGCAACCCGAUUCUUUCGGCGUACAAAUCAGACGGGUGGACCUUCUUGCAGCGUGCGCUUGAGGACAAAGAAUAUGUCACUGAACUCAGUGGCCUGGCUGAAGUCCGGCGGCAAGGUGAUGCUCGAGACGAUGAAAUGGACUGGGACGAAGAAGAAGAGGGCGAGAACGGUGGCGAUGAUGAGGCGGUAAUCAUUUAGGAGUUCAUGAAUUGCCUUUCUCAUUUUUCGGCCACGCUAGCUACAUCAUCGAACGGGAGACGAGGUUCCUUGAAUGAGGGCAGUAUCAAAGCAUUUAGUUGUGAGCGCAGGUGGAACGGUGGAGUUUGGAAGGGAAAAGGCGUGUCUAGGGGUUGAUUUGGGUGAUUGGUCGGUGGAGCUUGAGAUUUCCUGCUCGAGGUGUUCUCUUCUCUCGAAUAGCAUCAGGGGUUAGUGGUGUUAGGUUGUAGGGUUUUCUGCGUACUUGGGCAUAUAUGGCAGUAGACGAUAAGAUAGAUGAUGAACAUUUGGUAUCUCUUGGUCUCAUCGCACAAUGCGGCCAGCUUUCAACAAUCGGCGUAUCAUGACGUUCAGGGUAGCAGGUCAACCGAGCACACUCUGGAAUUGGAAUUGUCUAGGCGUAUUAGAAAGGGCC